GAGAAAACACAACGUUUCGUUUGUGAUGCCUUAUUCGGGAACGAGGGCUUCACAGCCAAAACAUUGUGUUUUCUCUUUUCUCUUUUCAUCAUGGAAUAAACCUAUUACUUGUUCCACCAUAGUAUAUCUAAGGUUAGAAAUAUUCUGUGCAAAACAGAUCAGAGGAAAUCCAUGAACAGAAAAUAGUUUGUGGCCUAUGCAAGGAGCAACUUUUGCUAAAUAUAAUUAACCUCCUUACGCCCUGCCAAAACUGAACCAGAAGUAAGAAUACUUACCGAAAAGCUCAAGGUAUUGUGCGGUUGCUUUUCUUUCUGAAGAAAGACCACCAGAUAUUUGAGCUCCACUGUGUAGCAAUGAGUGUCAAUAUCCCUGGUUUGGUGUCUGUGAUCAUAUUUUAUGUGGUGAUUCUGGCCACUGGCAUCUGGGCUUCAAGAAAGUCCAAGAGAGAAGAGAAGAAAUGCACAGGAAAUAAAAGCGAAGUCACCAUGGUUGGUGGCCGAAACUUGAAUGUUUGUGUUAGCAUUUUCACAAUGACCGCAACAUGGGUUGGAGGCGGCUUCAUCCUGGGGACAGCUGAGAUUGUCUAUCUCCCAUCACAGGGCCUGGCUUGGUCUGUUGGGCUGGUUGGAUACUCCCUGAGUUUGAUAGUGGGUGGAAUUUUCUUUACCAAACCAGUGAGAGGAAAGAAUUAUAUCACUAUAAUGGACCCAUUCCAACUAAAGUAUGGGAACAAACUGACAAGUAUACUCUUUAUUCCUGCAUUGCUGGCAGACAUAUUCUGGGUAGCCUGUGUUUUGGCUGCUUUAGGAGGAACAAUGAGUGUUAUAUUGGAUAUAUCAUCUUAUUACUCUGUCAUCAUCUCAGCUGGUGUAGCUAUAUUAUACACUCUACUAGGAGGCCUAUACUCUGUAGCAUACACUGAUGUAAUCCAGCUCAUCUUCAUGCUUUUUAGUCUGUGGCUUUGUGUCCCAUUUACUCUUCUGAGCCCAGCAUCUACUGACAUUGCAUACACAGCAGUGAAUGAACUCUACCAGUCUCCCUGGAUAGGGAAAAUUGAGCCGACAGAAUUGGGGAGAUGGCUGGAUGAUGUUUUGCUCGUGGUAAUGUCAGAUAGACAGAUGAAUCAUCCAUUCCAAGUGAUUAUAUACUCUAUUGGUACUUUGGGAGGAAUAUGUUAUCAAGCCUUUUAUCAAAGGAUCUUGGCAGUAGCUUCUACCACUCAGGCACAGGUCACAUGCUAUGUUGGAUCAAUCUUCUGCUUUGUCUUGGGAAUUCCUUCUGUGAUUAUUGGGGCUGUAGCAGCUUCAACAGACUGGAACCAGACCAGUUAUGGUUUGCCCACGCCAUAUGAGCGAGAACAAGCUGGUAUGAUUCUGCCCAUUACCCUGCAGCAUCUCUGUCCUUCCUACAUUUCCAUCGCAGGCAUUGGGGCUAUUGCUGCAGCAGUGAUGUCAUCCAUAGACUCGGCCUUGCUUUCCUCUGCCUCCCUGUUUGCACGAAACAUCUAUAAGAACAUCUUGAGAAAAAAAGCAUCUGAAAACGAAAUAAUGUGGGUGGUGAAGUUUUCAGUUCUUCUUUUUGGGUCAAUUGGAAUGAGUCUGGCAAUGACAACCAACUCUGUCUUUGUGUUUUGGCUGCUCAGCGGAGAUAUGAUGUAUACUGUGGUUUGUGCCCAGGUUCUCUGCGUUCUCUUUGUCCCUAAGUCAAAUGGUUAUGGUGCCUGCGUGGGAUUUGUGUUGGGACUGACACUGAGGUGCCUAGCUGGGGAACCCAUCAUGAACAUUGCCCCUGUAAUUCACUUCCCUGGCUGCAGGCUUGUGGAUGGCGUCUAUGUGCAGUAUUUCCCCUUUAAAACCGUCUCCAUGCUGAUCUCCUUUUUCAGCAUUGUGAUAGUUUCCCACCUGGCAUCCUUUCUGUUUAACAAAGGGCUCCUAAAGGAAAAGUGGGAUAUCUUUAAUGUCAAGGAAAAGAGCAGCAUCACUCUGAAAGAUGUGGCGCUGAAUGAAUUAACAGAAGAGAGCAUUCUUCACAAUUGUCAACAUUCUCCCAUCAUCUGUAAAGAAUGCUCUGCUUGAGUUAGAAUACACCGAUAAUGCACACUUCUUAAUGGAAGACAAAGAUAAUACAUCACGUUUAUGUCUACAUACAGUACAGUAGGUCACUACUAGUUCAUAAAAAAUGUUUUGAAGGUUCCAGCAUUUUGAUUGAAAAAUGUUGUAGCAGACCAUCUGUAGUAAGAAUAGUAGUUUCAGAUGAUCUGUCACAAGAGGUUCUUAAGGCCUCUAUUGUCUAUAUACAGUAUGUGUAAGUUUACAAGUGGUGCAUUUAUUGUAUAAUUAGUUAAUUGGUGAAGGGCUGAGAGCCACAUUUUCCAAAGGGGUUAGAGUUAGGGUUAAAGGGACUCAUAGUGGUAGGUGAUAUUGGGUUGUUGUUUUGUGGGUACAGAGGUCCUUUGUGAUUUUCAUGUGCUCAUGCCUCACCAGCCUACUGUUUACACAGAAGCCUGGCACAAAUAUCUAACACUUUAUAAUACUGAAAAUAAAAAGUACAGAAAUGA
Molecule: messenger RNA, 2557 nt
Organism: Lepisosteus oculatus (spotted gar)
Lineage: Eukaryota; Metazoa; Chordata; Actinopteri; Semionotiformes; Lepisosteidae
Product: high affinity choline transporter 1-like
Biological process (GO): choline transport; acetylcholine biosynthetic process; transmembrane transport
Cellular component (GO): plasma membrane
Molecular function (GO): choline:sodium symporter activity
Source: RefSeq, a predicted model, not a curated record